AUGGGAGCGAAAUUAACAAUUGAAGAUUCUAUAUUUGAUAUAAAAUUAAAAGUAAGGGAACUACAGCGGCUCUCUCGUAAUAGAAAUGAUUUAUCCAAGUCUGAAAGAAAUAAAGCAAAGUUUGCCAUGUUAUCAGGAGAUACUGAAAUAGCGAAGAUUCAUGCUGAAAAUGCAAUUAGAAUGCAAAAGGAACGUACCGAUUAUCUCUUAAUGUCUUCAAAACUAGAUGAAAUUUGCUCAAGACUGGAAAAAGUUUCAAGGACCGAAACAAUAUCUAAAAAAGUACUAGAUGCUGUUUCAACAUUACAGAAAGAUUUAUCAGAUAAUAGAGUUAUUAUAGGUACUAGUAUAGAGAAAAUACAACAAAUUAGCUAUUUACUUGAUGAAAUUGAUACCAAACAGUCUAGAGCUACUGCAAAUUCAUCCGCAACUAAAGAAAGUAAAGAGAAUAUUCAAGAUGAUAUUGAGUCUCUUUUGCAGCAACUAGCUAGCGAACACUCAAUGGAAAUAGAACGAACUCUCUUAUUCGAUACUCUAUCAUUGAAAGAGGGGACUAGUGAAAAUGUUUCGAAAUGGGAGAAUUAA
Molecule: messenger RNA, 585 nt
Organism: Cryptosporidium muris RN66
Lineage: Eukaryota; Apicomplexa; Conoidasida; Eucoccidiorida; Cryptosporidiidae
Exons: 2
Coding region: 1-585 (194 amino acids)
Source: RefSeq, a predicted model, not a curated record